CGGCAGUGGCAGCGACAGGCGCCGCCGGGACGGGCACGGGCGCGCGGGCUCCGGCGGGCGCCGGCUGCCUUCCUCCGUCGCUCGCUGCCUCUCCCGGCCGCAUUCUCCUCCGCUGCGGGGCCGAGCUCUCCCCAGCGCUCGCAGGAAGGAAGAAGGGAGCCGAGGACGCCGAGAAGUUCCCGCGGCAGCCGCGGAUCCCGGCCAAGGCGGAGGCUGCGGCUCCGACGGGGCAGGAGCGCGAUCCACGGCGAGGGGCGUACGGCCAAAGGGUCCGCGGCGUAGAGCGCUCGGACCUUCCGCUCUCCCCCGGGCGUGGGCCGGGACCCCAUGAGACGCGCCCACGAGGGGCGCGAGAUUCCUAGCUCGGGCGGCGCUAGGCGGAGGGCGGUGUUGCAGCUGCCGGAGCCGGAGAGCUGCCGGCAGGAGGCGGCGGCGGCAAGAACUUGAACUUGGCGUCGGGAGCGGGCGCCCCGGACGCCCCCCGCCGGGGCCGGGGCGCCGAGGGACCUGCGCCGCAGCGCUGCCCCCCGAAUGGCCGCGGCGGCGGACCGGGCUCCCGCGCCGCGGCCCUAGGCGGCCUCUCGCCAUGGCCAAGUGGCUAAACAAGUACUUCAGCUUGGGCAACAGCAAGACCAAGAGCCCCCCGCAGCCGCCGCGGCCAGACUACCGCGAGCAGCGGCGCCGGGGCGAGCGGCCCUCGCAGCCCCCCCAGGCCGUGCCGCAGGCCUCCUCCGCCGCCUCGGCGUCCUGCGGUCCGGCCACCGCCUCCUGCUUCUCGGCCUCUUCGGGCUCGCUGCCCGACGACAGCGGCAGCACCAGCGACCUCAUCCGCGCCUACCGCGCGCAGAAGGAGCGAGACUUCGAGGACCCCUACAACGGGCCUGGCUCGUCGCUGCGCAAACUGCGCGCCAUGUGCCGCCUGGACUACUGCGGCGGCAGCGGGGAGCCAGGCGGGGUCCAGCGCGCCUUCUCGGCCUCGUCCGCGUCGGGCGCCGCGGGCUGUUGCUGCGCCUCCUCGGGCGCGGGGGCCGCCGCGUCCUCGUCCUCGUCCUCCGGCUCUCCGCACCUCUACCGCAGCAGCAGCGAGCGGCGGCCCGCCACGCCGGCCGAGGUGCGCUACAUCUCCCCCAAGCACCGCCUCAUCAAAGUGGAGAGCGUCGCGGGCGGUGGGGCCGGGGACCCCCUGGGGGGCGCCUGCGCGGGCGGCCGCACCUGGAGCCCGACGGCCUGCGGAGGCAAGAAACUGCUCAACAAGUGCGCCGCCUCAGCCGCGGAGGAGAGCGGGGCCGGCAAGAAGGACAAGGUGACCAUAGCCGAUGACUACUCAGAUCCUUUUGAUGCCAAGAAUGAUCUCAAGAGCAAAGCAGGAAAGGGGGAGAGUGCUGGCUACAUGGAGCCCUAUGAGGCACAGAGGAUCAUGACAGAAUUUCAGAGGCAGGAAAGUGUCCGGUCCCAGCAUAAAGGUAUCCAGUUAUAUGACACCCCUUACGAACCUGAAGGCCAAAGUGUUGACUCGGACUCGGAGAGCACAGUCAGCCCCCGACUGCGGGAGAGCAAGCUGCCCCAGGAUGACGACAGGCCCGCCGAUGAGUACGACCAGCCUUGGGAGUGGAACCGGGUCACCAUCCCAGCCCUGGCAGCACAGUUUAAUGGCAACGAGAAGCGGCAGUCAUCCCCCUCACCUUUGCGGGACCGGCGGCGCCAGCUUCGUGCCCCUGGAGGGGGCUUUAAGCCUAUCAAACAUGGGAGCCCCGAGUUCUGCGGGAUCCUAGGAGAAAGGGUGGAUCCUGCCGUCCCCCUGGAGAAGCAAAUAUGGUAUCACGGAGCCAUCAGCAGAGGAGACGCCGAGAACCUGCUGCGACUCUGCAAGGAGUGUAGCUACCUUGUCCGGAACAGCCAGACCAGCAAGCAUGACUACUCCCUCUCCCUGAGGAGCAACCAGGGUUUUAUGCACAUGAAACUGGCCAAAACCAAAGAGAAAUACGUUCUGGGUCAGAACAGCCCUCCGUUCGACAGUGUCCCGGAAGUCAUCCACUACUACACCACCAGAAAGCUACCCAUCAAAGGGGCUGAGCACUUGUCCCUCCUCUAUCCCGUGGCUGUGAGGACCCUGUGAGCGGACCAGACCUGCCCUGCUCUGUGACAGAGCCUGAGACUUGGAGGUGCCAGAGGCCCCCCACCAACCAGCCCGGCCACUGUUGCUGGCUGUGUCGUUUGUGUUGUGUGUAUGGUACUAGCACACCACUGCAUGUCUCUAGAAUGCUGUUGCCACUUACGGGGGCUGGAGAAGGCCUGGAUAAAGACAGAAGGGUGGCAACACACCACCCCAGCCCCCACCCCCAUCCUCUCCUUGAGUUUCUGUGAAUUAAAAUAUUUGCAAAUCCAAAGAGAUGCCUUCCAGGAUGAACAAAGGCAGACCAGCUCCGAGGGGCGGGGUAGGGUGGGGCGGGAGCUCCCUGGCUGACAUCUCUUUGUUCUCCAGCUGUCUCAAAUUCACACCUGUGUACAGGGCAAAGUUUUCCCACAGGAGCCCCCCCUACUGAUGCUGGGAGCCAAAUGCUGGUGCUUUGAGAGUCCCGGAGGCCCCGGGGUUGCCGCCCCGCUGGUGUGUAUAUGUGUGUCUGUGUGAGUGUGUGUGUGAGUACAGAUGUGAGAAGGUGGUCACACACAGAUGGGUAAGCCCACUGAUCUACUUGUAGUCACUCAGUGUAAUCAUUAGGCUAUCUUCAAGGAAUCAUUGUGCAGUCAAAAAGAGGAUUCAAUUAUUUAUGAAUAGGGUGUGUAAAUAAAAUAGUCAUUUAAUAUAUAGCCUUAUCCUUUUUUGAUAUACUGCAGAGGGUCUCUGAGGGGGCAGUGCUGGUUUCACUCCCAGAGCAAGGCGUGUCUCCUCUGGGCUUGCUGCUGUGGCAGGCCCCAGGGAGGGGAGGGAGGCUGAGGCCUCAGCUCCAGCCCUCAGCAGCUCUGGACACAAGAGCCAUCUGCUCUGGCAACUGGGCUGAGGCAGUCGGUAGCACUCUGGGAGUCAACCCAGAGCUCAGAGUUGAGGCUUCAGCAGUGGACAUAGUCAGGAGCCUCCAGUGUUGACCAAACAACCAGUCUUUCCCUCCUGCAGUGGGACGUCUGUGUUGACACCCCCCAACCCCUGGACACAGCACCCAGCUGGCUACAAAGGGCUCUCUCCCCACUAUCUGUCAGCACCACCUGGGAGAUAUUUAGCAUGUAGGGAAAGGGAGACAGAGAAGGAACGUCAUUUGCCCAAAGCCACACAGCUCACCAGCAGCAGAGCGGUUCUGCAGCCAAUGCUCUUUCGUUGGUUCUGCAUGGCCUUGCUGUCACCCUGCCCAUGGAGGAGGGAGAAUCCUGACCUCCCAGGGACAUAGAGCCCUCAGUGGUCCACACUGCUUCCACACACAAGAACACCUACACACACACACGCACACGCGACCUCUCUUGCUUGCCGUAGCAGGGUCCUCCCACACAGGCCAGGCAGCCCCGAUGAGGCUAAGAGUUUCUCAACUCUCCUGCUUUUUCCACCCACCCAGCAGCAUGAAGAUGUGGCUUCCCUCUCCUGAAUGAGAUACAAGGGUUCCAAAGCCUUCGCCAGGCACCAGCUGGUCUGAAUGAACUAGAAGUUUGACGACUGUCAUCCCUGGCCCACCUGGGCAGAGCACAAGGGGCCGAGUUUGAACGUCAUCAGCAGGUUCAGACAUCAGCGCUGCUCAUGUCUUUAGAGACUGUUUGGAGGUGGUUCCAGCUCACUGUUCACAUGCAGAGACACAGGCCGGGAGAAGGAGGACUCGCCAAGGCCACGUAUCGAGCUGGGACUGAGCCCUGCCCCUUUAGGUAGCUGCAUGGACUUCAGCGGUUUGUGCAAAGCCCUGCUCUUGGUGACCCGCCUUUAGUGACCAGUCUGCCUCUUGGGUCUUCCUCCCAGGCCUUGUCUGGCACGUCCACGUGGCCCAGCCCUCAUAGAGACCACGCUGGCUGUGGCCUGGGUUUAGUCUCUUAAAGAAGCCAAUCCUUUCCUUGCCGGUUUGGCAUUUCCUAAAACAUCCCUCAAUGAGGGAGGAAGGCAGGGACACCCUGGAAUGAUUCGUGCUUUCCUUUGGGGGAGUGGGAAGGUAGGUGGGAAAUGACAAGAUGAGUGAGGAGUUGGCACUUGGCCAAACAGAGGAGACUGGACCCCAAGGCUUAUCCUCAGAGGAGGCCCAAGAGAGGCUGAGGAAGAGGGGGAACAACCCUCCGGCGGGGGAGGAGGGUGAGACCUCACACUGGCAAGUUCAGGUCCGGCCACUUCCUGAGGCUGCUGGGUGGGGCCGCACCUCACAGUCCUUCGCUGUAGACCAUCUUCCCGGGCACAUUGCUCCUCAGAAAAGGCUCUAGGAGGGUCUCAGUGGAAGCUGGCAGCUGUGCCCUCUGGCCCUGACUUGGCCUCUUAGGGUAUUCCUGGGACCCUCCCUCUGUCCCUGGCCUUCGUCUUCCUGAAGUUUCCCUGGGAGGCCCAACCUCCUGCCCCUCUCAGGGACAGAGGCCGGCAGAGGAGCCAGCUUACAGGAUGGGAGCUGCUGAAAAGAAUUUUUUUCCCUUAAUUUUAUGAACCUCUCCCUCUUCUUCCUGUAAUUGUGACCAUUUCCUCUGUCAGCCUGUAUUCAUGUUUUCUUGGACAUCUAACAAUUGAAACCGCUUUUCCCUUUCAGAAACACUCACA
This is a messenger RNA of Gorilla gorilla gorilla (western lowland gorilla), 4708 nucleotides long. It is a transcript of the gene SHB, whose product is annotated as SH2 domain containing adaptor protein B. NCBI's taxonomy places the organism in Eukaryota, Metazoa, Chordata, Mammalia, Primates, Hominidae. Gene Ontology annotation, molecular function: phosphotyrosine residue binding. The transcript is spliced from 6 exons. Bases 587 to 2116 code for a protein of 509 amino acids. The record is from RefSeq and is a predicted model, not a curated record.